Puccinia triticina is the source of this 1836-nucleotide messenger RNA. RefSeq lists its product as uncharacterized. Gene Ontology annotation, molecular function: protein binding. The coding region runs from base 1 to 1836 and encodes 611 amino acids. NCBI's taxonomy places the organism in Eukaryota, Fungi, Basidiomycota, Pucciniomycetes, Pucciniales, Pucciniaceae. The record is from RefSeq and is a predicted model, not a curated record. The transcript has 2 exons.
AUGAACCAGCUCAGACGCACCCUGGCCACGAUCACCAGCAGAACACCACCACCCCAAAGACUGCGAUAUGCCAACAACCCAUCAGAACUCAUCAUCCGCAUACAGCAGCUCACCAGAACACAACAACCACUCCAGCUGAUCAUCCAGCUCAUCAAAGCAUCAUCCAUCCGAGUAGCCACCAUCUCCGUCUGGACAGAACUAUUCAAACUGCUCAUCACCCACCAGCAACAGAACCAGGCAUACAAACUGUUCCUCGACAUCAAGCGCAGGCAGAUCAAGCCAGACCACAUCUUCUUCCACCACUUCCUCCACCUCAUCACCACAACCCCACAGCCCGCCCAGAAACACUUCAGCCCACAGAGAAUCACAGCCAUCUACCAGCAAGCACUCCAAGCAGCAGAAACACCAGCCCACAGGACCAGCCUCGGAAACCUCUAUCUCCAGGCACUCAUCCACCACCACCACCACCCAGAAGCACUCGACGCCUUCAACUCGCUCCUCACCACCAACACAGCCGACCCAGCCACCAUCUACCAGAUCACCCAAGCACUCUCACCCACCAACAAACACCACCUCAACCGCGCACGCACGCUCAUCGAAUCACUCACCACCAACACCACCCUCCUCGACCUGCGAACCACCCUUGCCCUCGCCAACCUCUUCCUCAGAUCCACCGACCCCGCCGACCACCAGUAUGCCGCCGAGCUGGUCGAGAAACGCCUCGGGAUCGAGCUCGCGCCCAACCCGUACAAGUUCUGGACCAAGACCACCCAGCCCAUCCUCCGCGGCCCCCAAGACUCACCAGACUCACCUGACCCAAAACAAAAACAACAGACAAUCAGGUUCGAGCCCGGCCAGCUCACCACCCUGCUCCGCAUGCUCCUCAAGAUGCACAAGUUCGCCCUCGUCCGACGCCUCUGGACCCAGAUCUCCGCCAACCCUGAUCUCUACCUCCAGCGGGACGCCAUCGACUCCACCCAUUGCGGCUUGGUGAUGUUCGCCAUGGGCAGGUGUCAGGCCAUGAACGAGGUCGAAGCGCUGCUCCGAUGGAUGAUCGAGGCGGGCACCAAGCGGCUCCGGCCGACGGGCGACACGCUCGACAAGGCGCUCCAAGCGGCAUGGCAGACGGAGGACGUCGAGGCCGGGAUCGCCGUCCUGGCCAGUCUGACGCAGACCUACACGGGGCUGGUGGCGGAGGAGCAGCCCCCGAACGCGCUGGUCGCGCUGGCCCGGACCACCAAGAGUCUCGCCCCGCUCACGCCCUCCAACCGCGCCCUGGCCACCCUGCUCCAGGCCGCCGGCCGGCGCGGGAGAGCCGCCGAGAUCGGACGCACCCUUGACGUCGUGGCGCGGUUCCGGAGGCUGCCUGCGGCCGACGCGGACGACGCGGAGCCGCCGACGACGACGACGACGACGACGACGACCUGCUGGAGGGGCACGGCCGAGCCGGCGCCGAAGGUCGCGCGCUACUGGGCCGACCAGUUCGUCUGGGUGCUCACCGACCUGCUCGACAAGCUGCUCGCCCGGCCCGACCGCGCCCGUCUCUUCGCGCCCCCGCAGAUCGCCCGCUUCGAGGCUUGGAGGGCCGCCGUCGACGGCUUCCUGCAGGCCGACAGCGACCCGCUCAAGUGCGCGUUGCGCGCGCGCAUCGAGCUCCGCGCCCUCGAACGCGCCCAGCGCAGGGCCCUCAUCGCCGCCCAGCGCUCGCCUCCUCCUGCCUCCCACUCCUCCUCUCGCAGCUAUCGGCCUUCGCGACCCCGGCCGGACACAGCUUCCUAUCCAUCGGGCGCCCGUCCUGGCAGACCCUCCUCUCCCCGUCCCCUGAGCACAAGAUAA